Cyprinus carpio (common carp) is the source of this 3122-nucleotide messenger RNA. RefSeq names its product lipoprotein lipase-like. The transcript has 10 exons. Gene Ontology annotation, biological process: lipid metabolic process. Gene Ontology annotation, molecular function: apolipoprotein binding; lipoprotein lipase activity. The record is from RefSeq and is a predicted model, not a curated record. Lineage: Eukaryota; Metazoa; Chordata; Actinopteri; Cypriniformes; Cyprinidae. The coding region runs from base 165 to 1667 and encodes 500 amino acids.
CUGUGGGCUGAGACCAAUGGCUCUUAUUUAGGAACUAAACUUAAGUCCGAGUCUCAGAUUUCAUUAAAGAGUAUUCAAGCAACACCGGCAGUCUGCGAAUAUUUUAUUUUCUCAGUUUGUUAUAAAAGAGCGCGAUUUAUGUUAUAAGUUUACGCAGAAAAGACAUGAACAUUUUGUCAUUCCAAUGCGUUUCGUGGCUCGUAUUAAGCUUCACUGGUCUGUUCGUCGCUGCUCUGGAGAAAGAAAUCUUCUCGAACGAACUCUUUGAUAAUUUUCUGGAGGAUCUACGAGACCUGUCAGAUGUCAACAAAGCCAACGUCAAGUUUUCUCUGAGAAGCCCGUCCCAUCCAGAUGAAGACGUGUGUUACAUUGUGCAUGGCAAACCAGAGACUCUCAACAGCUGCAGCUUCAAAAACACUUCAAAAACCUUUAUGGUCAUUCAUGGGUGGACGGUAAGUGGAUUGUUUGAGAGCUGGGUUGAGAAACUAGUUGCUGCACUUUAUAACAGGGAGAAGGAUGCUAACGUCAUUGUUGUGGACUGGUUGGACAUGGCACAGAACCAUUAUGUGGUGGCAGCACAUAACACGAAGAUGGUGGGACAAGAGAUCGGACUGUUCAUAGACUGGUUAGAGGAGACUGCCAGGAUUCCUCUGGAGAAGUUGCACCUCAUUGGCUACAGUCUUGGUGCCCACGUUGCAGGUUUUGCAGGAAAUCAUGCAACCAAUAAAGUUGGACGAAUCACAGGUCUAGACCCAGCUGGACCAGAUUUUGAAGGGGUCCACGCCCAUGGACGACUGUCUCCAGAUGAUGCCCAUUUUGUAGAUGUCCUCCACACAUUCACCCGAGGUUCCCUGGGUCUCAGUAUUGGCAUUAAGCAGCCAGUUGGCCAUGUGGAUAUAUACCCUAAUGGAGGAAGCUUCCAGCCUGGUUGCAACAUGAGAGGAGCGCUGGAGAAAAUAGCCAGUUAUGGAAUAUUUGCCUUAAAUAAUGCCAUCAGAUGCGAGCAUGAGCGGUCCGUCCACCUGUUCAUCGACUCCCUGCUGAAUGAGGAAGAAGCUAGCAGAGCGUACAGCUGCGGGAGCAAUGACAUGUUCGACCGCGGCAUGUGCCUCCAGUGUCGCAAGAACCGCUGCAACACCGUGGGCUAUGACGUCAGCAAAGUUCGUAAGGCAAGAAGCAUCAAGAUGUUCACCAAAACAAGAGGCUCCAUGCCGUUCAGAGUUUUCCAUUAUCAGCUGAAAAUCAACUUCCUUGGAAAAAUAAAUCAAUUAGCGAUGGAGCCAGAACUGACAGUCUCAUUUUACGGUACCAAUGGCAAAGCAGAAGAUCUCAAGUUGAACAUACAGGAGAAGAUCACCCCCAAUAAAACUCAUUCUUUCCUGGUGGUAACCGAGAAGGACAUUGGAGAUCUUCUGAUGCUGAAGUUUAAAUUGGAGGAGUCCACAUCCUCUUUACUCUCUCUGCUCUCCUCGUGGUGGUAUACAGAUUCUGCUAAUUCUGGCAUACAGGUCCAUAAAAUCAGAGUCAGAGUUGGGGAGACACAAAAGAAGAUUGUGUUGUGUUUGAAAGAUCCCCAAACAGGAAGUUCAUCUCAGGAUGUUGUAUUUGUGAAAUGCAAGGAGCCAUGGAGGUAUUUAUCUAAAAGGCCCAAACUGAAAAGCCAAUGAAAGGAUUUACAAGUGAAUUUGAUAAAGCACUUCAACAAAUAUAUUUAUAGAGCUGUUAUUUAUUAAGACUUCAACUGCACUGUCUGUACUGUAUUGGAUAUAUGAUGUGUUGCUAUGAAUGUGAUUCAUGCAAAUGGAUUGUGGACUUUUGUAUUAGAGUAAGCCAUAGGCUUGAAAAGCCUUGAAAUGUGAUUGAUUUUAUGAAAUAAUAUUGGAUUAUCUGUUUUACGAAAUAAUUUAAGCAUUUUGUACGAAAUUAUAAUCAAGAAGUUUAACAUUAUUGGUCCAUUUAGCCUACCAUUGUUUUGGCAAAUUUUCGCGGGCAAAAUCCAGUCACUUCAAUAGGAAUCCAUGUGAUUAAGAAUAUCACGUGAGGGCAAAAUAUUUCCACACACACAUUUCAUAAUGGGUUAGUCUCGCAAAUUCAUCAUGUUAACAGUGUUGCCAAAAUAGAAAUUUUGUUGCUAAAUUUAGCAACUUUCCAGACCACCCUAGCGACUUUUUUUCCUAAAGCACCAAGCAACAAAUUUAGCUAUUUAAAAAUUUAUUUGGCAACUUUUAGAAACUUUUGAUAAGUGACUCAAACGAUAAAAAGGCACACAUUUUCAAUCUAAAUUACACAAAAAUAGGGAACCAAAAAUUCCUAGCAGUACACACAUCACAUGAAAUUUGAAAGCUGCUAUUUGCAAUCGUUUAAUUUAAUAAUAAUAAUAAUAUUGAAUAAUUAAAUAAUUGUACAUUUGUGAUGCACCUUGUUAGUAGCUUGUUCCUGCGAUAUGGAAAUCAAUACGGAUUCCUCCAUAAUAACAUAGUAGAUUGUGCCCUAUUUUUACAGACUUUUCUUAGAGUGUAGCAUACUAACUACUAAUACACUGUUUAAAAGUAUAAUUGUUCAGAAUGUGUAGUUUCGUUUACUGGGUAAUAAAAAAAUCGUAAAUUGUAAUCAUUCAAAAAUGUGUACGUUUUCAAUAAUUCAAUGUAUUUAAAAAUAGUUAUUUAUAUUUUAAUAUCAUAUGCAUUUAUAUUAUUUUUUGAACAAAUCUAAAUUAACAUAUAUAAAAUAUAUUUUUUGCUGUAAUUUGAUGUAGUGACAAUUUUGCGUUGCUAUUACAUAAUGACGUCAUCGCGCAAUGACAUCACAACGUCAUUUACCAACAAAUCAACCUACCUUUAGCAACUUCCCCAGAAAAUUAGUUGGCAACACUGCGUGUUAAAGCUGCUUGGUUUGAAAGUUACGUUUGUUUCAGCUGUUUGAACAUUGCUACCCUAUAAGCAAUAGACCUUUUAGCCUGCGAAAUUUGUCUUGAGUAUGUCCGGAUAAAAUAUUAUUAGGUAAGAAACAGUGGUUUAAUUUUGACUGAAUUAUCUGUCAACAAGGACAACAUUUAGGGUACAUUUUCUCUGAGGAAAAUGUAAACACACAAUAUCAUCCCUGCUGAACAACAACAACAACAA